Exophiala bonariae is the source of this 2178-nucleotide messenger RNA. RefSeq lists its product as uncharacterized. Bases 1 to 2178 code for a protein of 725 amino acids. Gene Ontology annotation, molecular function: sequence-specific DNA binding; DNA-binding transcription factor activity, RNA polymerase II-specific; zinc ion binding. Gene Ontology annotation, biological process: DNA-templated transcription; positive regulation of transcription by RNA polymerase II. NCBI's taxonomy places the organism in Eukaryota, Fungi, Ascomycota, Eurotiomycetes, Chaetothyriales, Herpotrichiellaceae. The record is from RefSeq and is a predicted model, not a curated record. The transcript has a single exon.
AUGUCUGAUGAUACUGCCAAGCAGGCAGCGUGCGAUCGUUGCCACAGACGCAAGGCAAAGUGCGAUAAAGCGUGUCCGCAAUGUUCAUCAUGCGCCAAAGCGGAGGUCCAGUGUAUAUACAGUCCCAAAGACCCACUUACCCGACGCCAGGAUGUAGAGAAGUUGGAACGGAGACUCAGGCAAAUGCAGGCAAAGAACGACGCUUUAUCGAAUCAGCUGCGUGAUGCCCAUCGCCGAAUUAGUGAUGCAGCCACGUCGAGUGUUGCAAAUUCAAAUCCAGGUCUACAGCAAGCCGCAUCAAUCAACAACGAAGUUGCAAGCCAGGUCACUCAUCUCAGUCUGGGAGCUGGGGGUGAACGACAGUAUUUGGGAUCAACGAGCGGCUUACUACUCGCCAACCUCCUCCAGACAGAGGGCCAACCCAGAAAUCGGGGCGAUCCAGAAGAUGAAAGUUACAACGCUGCUCGCACCUUUGGAUCUGCAGGCCAUCAGGGUGAUGCAAGUCCUCAUGCCGGAACCUUGCCACCUGAGAAACUUGCUCGAAGCUUGGUCUCUGCGUAUCUGGCCCACGACCAUCUCUGCUAUCCCUUCCUGAAUGCGAGGAAAGUGUUGAGCAGCCUCGAUUCCAUAUACCAGGACAAUUCAUUCUACCGCAAGCACCAUAUUGAAGCUUUUACGUUGGACAUGAUUCUCGCCAUCGCAACGGCUCAGGUCUCCAAGUUUGAUUGGCAAGUGAUGCCAGACGCCGAAACCCAUCACGACAAGGCGAUGGGAAGACUUGGCCUCGUCCUGGCAACUGGUGGAAGCGCUGCUCUCCAGGCUCUCCUGUUGCUAUGUCAGUACAGAAUUGGCAGCGGUCAAUACGAUGCCUCGGCAAGUCUCUGGCACCUUGUUGGUACCGCUGCUAGAAUGUGCUUUGAGCUCGGCCUCCACCGAGAGUCGAUUUAUUAUGCUUCUGGCCAGGUUGACGCCGAUGUGGACGAGGCCGCUUUGGAAGUUUCAGAGGUCAACAGACGGUGUUUUUGGUGCGUCCUUGCAAUGGACAGAAUUACGAGCAUCACCCUUGGGCGGCCAUUGGCUAUUCACUGGGAUGAUUUCGACACUGAGUUGCCAUGUACUGAAGCGACUAUAGCCGUCAGCCCAGAAAACAGGCUUUCUCCUGCUGAACCAGUGGGAAGUGCUCCAUAUCAAUUACGCACCGCCAUCUUCGUACUGAUAGUACGAUACCGAUUGAUUUGUGGCAGAAUCCUCACUUCACUACACAACGUCAUCCGUGCCAAAGCAGAGACUCCGUUUAACUACGAAACCAGGAGGAAUCUCAUCAUUGAAGAACUCGAAGCAUGGAGAGCCGACACUUUUACAUUGCCACUCGGAGACUCUCUCAGCGAGUCCGAUCGAUCCAGUUAUCGAAACCGUGAGUGGUAUGAACUUCUGUACCAGAAUGCUAUCUUGAUGCUAUAUAGGCCCUCGCCAUCCUUCCAUGACGCGGUCCCAGGUGGCGAUACACUUCAACGUAUCUAUGAUGCAUCACAAAGAUCCAUUAGCAUCUAUGCUUUCCUACAUAAGUCGCGCCGAAUUAAUUAUUCUUCAAUCACGCUUCAUGCAGUUUUCAUUGCUGGCCUGUCCUACAUUUAUGCGGUUCGAUCUCAUCUUCAAAUCCGUCGUCGCGGAAUGACAGCUGCCACAAAUUUGUCCUCCAUGGGUAAUUUGUCAGCAGAUCCGACCAUAAAUCAAAUUGUCAACACCACACGCGAUUGUUCUAAUGUCCUUGUGGCGGUCUCAGAGCGAUGGAGCACCGCUCGUGAUGCAUAUCAAGUAUAUGGAAGGCUGAGUGAUGCCCUGUUGAGUGACCUGGUAGAUUUCCAAAGUCAGGCUCGCGAUGGGUUCAGCAGUAACCUCACACAGUAUGCUGUUCCGAAUCAUGGGCAAGCCCAAAAUAUUUCGACUUCAGAAACCAACCCCGUCUUACGAUACCAAAUAGGCCAGUCUUUCUCGCCCGCGGCUAUGGUCGGCAUUGACUUUAGCUACCUCGACUCUUUCCAAGAUCUACAGAACUUCUAUCCAACUUAUGAUCUUGCCAAUGCUUCAGUCAUGCAGGCUUCUCAUGAUUGGCUGUAUGAGAUCCAAUCGUUGGACCAGUCUAACAAUGCGUUCGCUUCUGCGAGUGGCAUCAACUGA